Molecule: messenger RNA, 1318 nt
Organism: Dipodomys ordii (Ord's kangaroo rat)
Lineage: Eukaryota; Metazoa; Chordata; Mammalia; Rodentia; Heteromyidae
Gene: Plvap
Product: plasmalemma vesicle associated protein
Exons: 7
Coding region: 94-951 (285 amino acids)
Biological process (GO): positive regulation of cellular extravasation; regulation of vascular permeability
Cellular component (GO): caveola
Source: RefSeq, a predicted model, not a curated record
CAGGCUGCUCUGCCGGGACUGCAGGCGGCGGCUCGGAGCUCGGGCUGCGGGCGGCGCUUUGGGGCUUGGGGAGCGGAGGCCGGGCAGGGCGGCAUGGGGCUGGCGGCUGAGCGCCCCUUCGAGCCCCGCGGCUGCUGGUUCUACCUGCGCUACUUCUUCCUCUUUGCCUCGCUGACGCAGCUGCUGGUCAUCCUGGGCCUGGUGCUCUUCAUGGUGUACGGAAACCCGCACGCAGCCACCGAGGCCAACCUGCGGGCCACGCAGGCCCGGGCCGACGCGCUGUAUGGGCAGGUGCAGGACCUGGGCGCCCUGCGCGCCAACCUCAGCCUGCAGCUCAACCUCACCGCCCAGGCCCGCGACGCCAUCAUGCAGCUGCUGCUGGGCGCCCGCCGCGACCUGGACCGCAUCAACGCCAGCUUCCGCCAGUGCCAGGGCGAGGUGGUCAACUACAGAAACAACGAGGAGUUUGUGGUUGCGGUGGUCCUGAGUGAACAGCGGUGCCUGGAGGAGCUGAAGGAAGGAAACAAGAGCUGCGAAGCCCUGCGGCACAAGCUGGAGGCCCGCGCAGGCGCGCUGGAGGCGGAGCUGGCGCGGGCGCGGCCUGCGGCCCACCUUGGCCUUGAGGCAGGUGUCCAGGGCGUCCACCCGGAAGGCCACCUGCAUCUUCAGCUGCGCGCCCUGGAGGAGAAGGCGGCGCUGCAGGCCGAGCGCGACCGCCUGGCCCGCGAGCUGGAGGCGCGCAGGCGCGAGGUGGACCAGCUGAAGAUGCAGGUGGCCUUCCGGGUGGACGCCCUGGACACCUGCCUCAAGGCCAAGACCCCGCCGGUGGUCCUGCCAAGACCCGUAGCCCCCGCCCCCCAGCCGCGAUCCAUCGACUCAGCCAGCCUGGAAGACUUCAAGAAGAAGGUCCUGCAGUCCUACCGGCCUCCUGCAGCCCCCGCCAGUGGCUGAGGAGCCCCGCCGGGCCAGGGCCGCCCUCCCUGGAUCCGAUCCCGUGACCACAUCGCGAUGGCCAUGACGUCAGCAGCAGACACAGCCUCCGCGGUGCGCCCUCACACGUACCUCCCCCCACCCCUGCUGCACAGCCCCGCCCCACCCCCAGCUUCCUUAUCUCCCGGGCCUGGUGGGGAGGUGAGAACAGGAAGCCAUUGGCUUCCACCUCCUCCAGUUUCCAGGCCCUUCUUGAAGGUUUCCAGGCUCCCCCUCGAGAGUUUCCAGAACCCCUUGCCAGGAGGGUCUGGUCUGGCAUGAGGGUCUCAGAGGAGCCCUGAGGAACCUCCCUCCUCCCAGCACUUAAUAAACAGUAGCAAAUCCCUUA